AUGGCUAUAACAAUACAAAACAAAGCCUCACAAAUAGAAGAGGAUCCCAAGGAUAAGUCUAUAUUAACAAAAGAAGAAGUUCCUAAUUACCUAGAAAUGAAGAUAAUAUCAGAAUCUGAGAAAAAGGAAGAAAAAACAUCAACCUAUAUACCACUAGGAAGCU
Molecule: messenger RNA, 163 nt
Organism: Acaulospora morrowiae
Lineage: Eukaryota; Fungi; Glomeromycota; Glomeromycetes; Diversisporales; Acaulosporaceae
Source: the annotation of a GenBank genome assembly